This is a messenger RNA of Dermacentor andersoni, 4173 nucleotides long. Its product is annotated as BRCA1-associated protein. The record is from RefSeq and is a predicted model, not a curated record. NCBI's taxonomy places the organism in Eukaryota, Metazoa, Arthropoda, Arachnida, Ixodida, Ixodidae. Gene Ontology annotation, biological process: protein ubiquitination; Ras protein signal transduction. Gene Ontology annotation, cellular component: cytoplasm. Gene Ontology annotation, molecular function: zinc ion binding; ubiquitin protein ligase activity.
AGCGGUUGGUUCAUCAUUCUAUGGUCGUGUCUGUGGCGUUGUGGUCUGCGCAACGUUGAGCGUCAGUGUGUUGUUUGGUUGUCUCUUGGUGCUGAGUUGUUUACCUUUUUGCUCGUAAUUUUACUGAAGGAACGCUUUUGCUGGAUCCCAGAAAAUCGGCGCAUGAAAUGCUGAAGCAAUCAUCUAACAACGGAGUAUGUCUGUGUCGCUUGUGAUUCUCAAGUUAGAAGUGGCCAGUGACUUCCCACUUUUGCCUCACAUCAACUACGUCUCUGCGAGAGCUCGAAGGCUCCCAUAUUGCGCUGCCGCACCUUUUCGGGGUGGAGAGUGGCACUCAAGUAAGCUGGAAGAAAUUAUCAAGGAGAGCCGUGGUUGCCGUAAGCCGCACGAUAUUGUGAUCGAAACAGUCAUAAUAGAACCUGAUGAUAUGGCCUCGAAGCAAGUUGCGCGAUGCGAGAGAGAGGAGGAGCCGUCGGGUGAUCGUACAUGCACCGAGUCAUCUGCGUCCAAGGAAGGCGAUGUCAAAUGCAAAGAUGCUGUAGGCACAUUGGACUCUGUCACAGGGUGCCCUACGGAGAGGCCCAAGCCGCCCGCGCCUAGCCAAAUUCCGUUCUUCAGUGGCAACCAUAAUGUUGAAGUCACGAAAGGAAUACUGCACCUUUUUAAAGAGAAUCAGCAGACUCCGUUGGGCGAGGCAGAGCGCAGUGAAAUGCUGUGCAUGUUAGCUGUUCCUGCUCUGAUGACCCUUCACGACUUGUUGCAGUUUAUCGCGCCUGUCAGUGCGCACGUCGAAAGCAUCCGCGUCAUCCGUGACUCUAAACCGAAUCUCUACAUGGUGCUGCUCAAGUUUCGUGACCAAAAGUGGGCCGACGACUUUUAUCAGAGUUUCAACGGUGAGCGGUUCAACUCGAUCGAGCCGGAGGUGUGUCAUUUGGCGUAUGUCUCACAAAUGGAAAUGGUAAAAGAAGGAGAAGGCGACGCUGUGCCAGGCCACACUGAGCUCCCAACUUGUCCUGUGUGCCUGGAACGCAUGGACGAAUCUGUGGAAGGAAUCUUGACCAUCCUCUGCAACCACACUUUCCAUGACGGCUGUUUGGCCAAGUGGGGCGACUCUAGCUGCCCAGUGUGCCGAUACUGCCAGACGCCGGAACUGGUGCCGGACAAUCGCUGUUUCAGCUGUGGUUCUCAGGACAAUCUCUGGAUAUGUCUCAUCUGUGGCCACAUAGGCUGUGGGCGGUAUGUUGAAGCACACGCAUACAACCAUUAUGCACGCACGGACCACACUUUCGCAAUGCAACUGGGCAACAACAGCGUGUGGGACUAUGCAGGUGACAACUAUGUUCAUCGCCUUGUACAAAACAAGACUGACGGGAAGUUAGUGGAACUGGAAACUUCUCGCACUGACAGUGAUGAGAAGCUUGACUCUGUACAGUUGGAGUAUACAUACCUUCUUACAAGUCAGCUUGAGAAGCAGCGACGGUACUUCGAAGACUGCAUGGACAUGCUGCAGAAAGAUAAUAAUCGACAGAUAAAUGAGCUGAAGGAGAAGACUCAGAUUGCAGUUGAAGAACGUAAAGAUCUUGAGCAAAAACUUCGACAGGUCACCAAAGACCGAGAAGCUGUGCGCCGCAAGUCUGAGCAGUUGUCUCAACAGCUGAGCAAGACAAAAGCCGAACUGCAGGAAGAAAAAGAAAUGAACAAGUGCCUGCGCGAGAACCAGGUUGUGUGGCAGUCAAGACUGAAGGAUGUUGAAACCAAGUUGCAGGAACUUCAAAAAACUAAAGACAAAGAAAUUGAGGACCUACAGGAACAGAUGAGGGACCUAAUGUUCUACCUUGACGCAAAAGAAAAGAUCAGUUCUAGCUCAAAUGAGGUGCAACAGGAAAUGCAGGAGGGUACAAUUAUUGUUGGAGCACCCGGACCUUCAGGUACACCAACACACAAGCAGCGCAGACGAAGAAACCGCUGAUUUAUUAAAGUGUAUAACAAUGACAAUUUGUUAUUUAUCUCAAUUUAGCAUGCAAAGUAUGCUAUUUUCAAAUGUAUGCCUUGCCUGUUCUGUGCCUCUUAAAUAGCUUUAGAGACAAGGUCUUUGCAAGUGUCAGGCUUGUGGCAAUUGCAGAGUGGCUUCAAGAGUUUUUUGCUUUUUAGCUGGUGCUAUGUCAUCUGAGUUGUAUAUAUUAAAAGCUUUGAGCAUUUUCACAUCUUGCUUAUUGAUAUACCUUUUGGAAGGAUGCAAUAGUAAAAGAGCUAUUAAAAGACUUGCCAGCUGGCAGAGUGAAUCUUAAAACUUCCCAGCAAAAGAAUAUGCACGUUGUGUUCAAAAGUUCAGUGGUUACAUGUGCAAAAUGACAUUGCUUAAUUAGAUCGUUUUGUUUCUUUCUUGUUGUGUCUUUACUGUUAUUAAAAUAUUCAAUAGUCUGAACAACUUGAAUCAUAGUAGUGACACUAUGCACUGUGAUAUAGCACUAUGAGCAUAUUUACUAGUCGUGUAUUCUGCUAGUAACCUUUCAAGCUUUAACUUUACAUCAUAAGUUUAUUGGCUCAGAUCAGGUAGCCUUUUACCAGCUGCUAUAGUUAAACACCAAACUAUGCGGAAAUUUAAAAUGGUAUGUACCACUGCUCCUAAGCCAUUGUGUUCUUUGGUUCAGUUAAAGCAUGGCUGUUGGUAUAUGUGCUUUGAUUCAUAUGUGCACAAAUUGAGUUGUGACCAUUCUCACGGAAUAGCCACAGGUGAUGGUGCAUAUAAAUAGGGUCCUUUGUUUUCGGGUUUUGCAUAUAUUUAGAUUCGGGGGCUAAAAAUUGGAUGUUAUGUUUAAAAAGUACAACCAGAGAGAAAUUCGUGGUUUUGUUUUCUGGCAGCCUAAAGUUCAGGAUUCUGCUAAAUUUUACAAACAAUUAACACAAACAGUGGUCUCCUAGCCACAAACUUGCGGGAACAUGUAAUGGCAAAGAGAGCUGCUUGCAAAUUAUUUGACAAGCUCAUCUCUUUAAAUCCUAAUUGACAGGCAUUAUUAGUCUAUAUAAAAGAAACUAAAUUAAUAAAAACAACAAAUGGAGGUGGGUUUGGCAAUCUCUGCAUACUUUAUUCUCUGAAAUUGAAAAAAAUUAAUUGUGCACACGCCCAUGUUUCGCAGGAAGUGCAAUGCUUUUCCUUAUAUUACAAGCUCUUGUUGGCAUACUUUCUAUUUCUGCACACCCUAGACUUUUUAUGCAUUUUGUCCUCCACUGUUGUCUUGUUUCACUAGUUGCCAGUGUGCUCUUGCAGCAAAAUGGAAUGCCAACUGGACAAAUCAGCCACCAUUUGAACGUAACAUAGUAAGGUGGACAGCAUUCCUUAUUUUUAUGACACCUCCAUUUAUCAUCCUUUACGAAGAGCCAAAGUUCGGGUGGAAAUCUGGUAUAACUUGGUUUUCAUAAAUUUUCUUCAGGGUGCAAAAAAAUGUUUAUUAUUGGAUUUUACAUGAAAAUGAAGGACCCUACAUAUAAAUUAGCAUUUUAUUGUUGUGUUAAACAUUGUAAAACAGGUUGAUUACGUUUAGACUACUUCAGUUCAGAAUAUUUUUAUUUCUUUGAUAAAUGGUCUAUUUGGAUUGUCAACACUGAGAGUGUACAGUUGUUUUUGAGCUAUGUACACCACAAAAGACUUUUCGCAAUGCGAAAUGAACAGUCUUGUUUCAAUAGGAUGCUUAAUGUAAAGCUUUUAACUCACCUUGUCUGUAAUUUUAAACUGUUAUGUGGAAUUAUAUAAACCAUCGUACGUGAGAGGCAAUACCUCUGACUGACACAUUCAUUGCACGUGGUUAUUUCCAUAUAUUCAGUUGCAUUGCCACAGUGAAUGUUAGGCUUAUGUCGGAAAUUGUACUGCACUGUACCAUGGGCAGUAAUAACUAUUGGGCAUGUGGUACAAUUUACAUUUGCCGACACCUGUAUUUCAUGUCAGUUUGUAAGAAAUCUUUCAAUAUGACUAUUAUUAGAUUGUUGCUUUUGCAGAUUAUUAACAUCCGAUUAAAGCAUUGAAAAUGAGCUUUUACUUUUAUGUCGCUCCCCUGUACAGACAUAAUAAUGUAGGCAAGCAGGGUAGGAGAUGUUAUCCAGCAUGUUUCACUGGAAAACCGCAAAUAAAGCACACUUUGUUUCACUUUGCACCUUUACUUUGGUGCACUGCUUUUA